Messenger RNA from Peronospora farinosa, 756 nucleotides. NCBI's taxonomy places the organism in Eukaryota, Oomycota, Peronosporomycetes, Peronosporales, Peronosporaceae. The record is from the annotation of a GenBank genome assembly.
AUGGAUGGAGCUUGGCCGUUGCAGCGAGAACGUUUUGGUAGCUUUGUCGAGACCAUAUCGACGUAUGACGCUCUGUGCGAGCAAGAAAACGUGGCGUUGCGCGCCCAAGUGCACGAUCUCACCGAAUUGCUAGCAGCGUUUGAUCUUUGUGAGCUGCAAAAUCCACAUCUGAUCGCUGUACGAGACCGAGCGUUCCAACGUGACUUUAUACCGGAUGAGGAGCUACUUCGGGUCUGCUGCAUGGAACGUCAGCUGCAGCAAGAAAGCAUUCAACAUGCUCUGGAGGAUGAACUGGCUGAGCAAGAUAUGGCAAAUUGUCCCUAUGGACAAUCCAGUGAAGUCUCAGAGUGUCUUGAGAAUCACUCGAGCAUCGUUGAAGAAAUUGAAGGUCUACAGCAACGCAUCGAGUUGCUCGAACAAGAGGUGACUAUCUUGCAUCUGCGUCAAGAGCUCUCUGAAGAAACGACGUCAAGGUCGCAAUGGCCUGUAGCUACUGUUGACGGUGACCAAGCGGCCCAAGAUCAAGAUACCAAAAAGGACCAAGAACAAAGAGAUCGUCAUGUUUCCGAGGAACAAUGGGAAGAAACUACAAGGACGAUACAAGAGCAGAAGGAGCGGAUCGUCGAGCUCGAAAAAGCACUGGCGAUGGAAUCCGACAAGAAUGCGGCAUUGCAACAACAGAUUCAACGCUAUCGACAAGUCGAAAGUAUAUUGCUAGAAUUCAGUCGAUGCCACUCGUCUGCCUCGUCACUCUAA